CAGAACGGCCGCAUGGCGGUCAGGGGAGGUGGUGCACUGUAUUUUUGGAGGACGCGUAGCUCCGCGCUGGGACUGGUUCUUUUGCAGCCAUUUUCUGUCCAACCAACGGCCGUUUUGAGAAGGUAACCAACCAGGGCUUCAUUGCAGAUGGAAGAAGACCGUUCCACCACCGACGCCUCCCAGCUAACGUUAGGCAUCUCUGGAGAAUAUAUGUCAGGAGGAUAUGUGCUCCAGUCUCAAGAUGAUGAUGGAGAGGAGAGUCUGAACGACCAUGAUGACGGGGGCAUGAAAGAGAACUUCCGGGAGCAGGACAUCUACCUCCCCAUCGCUAACGUGGCACGCAUCAUGAAGAACGGCAUCCCACAGACCGGGAAGGUAACCAUGAUAGCGAAGGAUGCCAAGGAGUGUGUGCAGGAGUGUGUUAGUGAGUUCAUCAGCUUCAUCACGUCGGAGGCCAGUGAGCGCUGCCACCAGGAGAAAAGGAAGACCAUCAACGGAGAGGACAUCCUGUUUGCCAUGUCAACCCUGGGCUUCGACAUGUAUGUGGAGCCCCUCAAACUCUACCUACAGAAGUUCAGAGAGGCGAUGAAGGGGGAGAAGGGAAUACCAGGUGUGUCAGUGGGAGAAGGCCUGGGGGAGGAGCUUACAGACGACAGCUUCACGAAUCAACUGCCAGCCGGAAUUAUAACAGCCGACGGCCAACAGCAGAACGUCAUGGUGUACACCACCUCAUAUCAACAGAUUCCUGGCGUGCAGCAGAUACAGUUCUCAUGAUGAGGCCUUGCUCCUGCUCUGACCGCGGCGGCCAUCGACCGCACAGACACAGGCCUGGUGACUGAAGGCUAACCGUAGGCUGAGCGUAUGACCCCUCCGGCAAAGGGUCAAAGGCAAUCAUCAGAAGGACAUGAGGUCUUGGAGGGGAGCUGUUAUGGGGGGGGGGGGAGGGAUGUGUUAACCACCACAACCCUGUCAUGUAAAUGUACAAGUCUGUUCACUAAAUGUAGUACGUAGUCAUGAGGUGCCACAAGGUUUGGAGUACAUCUUUCAACCAGUUUAGGAUACUUUAUUUUUAAUGCUAAUUGGACCACUUAGUUUGUUUUUGUACAUUGAUUGUUUUAUGCAGCUUUGGGACGUGGAAUGGGAUGUUUUUUUGCUCCCUCAUUUUUGAACCAUGAGGAGAGGUGCCCUUAAUGUCAGCUCUUUUCUACAUGGAUAAACUAAUACCAUGUGCUUUAAUGUGAUGUAAAUCCUUUGAAUAAAAAUCCAAAUGACCCAAUA
Messenger RNA from Oncorhynchus masou masou (cherry salmon), 1278 nucleotides. RefSeq names its product nuclear transcription factor Y subunit beta-like. The transcript is spliced from 7 exons. The record is from RefSeq and is a predicted model, not a curated record. NCBI's taxonomy places the organism in Eukaryota, Metazoa, Chordata, Actinopteri, Salmoniformes, Salmonidae. Gene Ontology annotation, cellular component: CCAAT-binding factor complex; nucleus. The coding region runs from base 148 to 774 and encodes 208 amino acids. Gene Ontology annotation, molecular function: DNA-binding transcription activator activity, RNA polymerase II-specific; RNA polymerase II cis-regulatory region sequence-specific DNA binding; protein heterodimerization activity. Gene Ontology annotation, biological process: regulation of transcription by RNA polymerase II.